This is a messenger RNA of Melanotaenia boesemani (Boeseman's rainbowfish), 5080 nucleotides long. RefSeq names its product MAP7 domain containing 2b (gene map7d2b). NCBI's taxonomy places the organism in Eukaryota, Metazoa, Chordata, Actinopteri, Atheriniformes, Melanotaeniidae. The record is from RefSeq and is a predicted model, not a curated record. Bases 256 to 2193 code for a protein of 645 amino acids. Gene Ontology annotation, cellular component: microtubule cytoskeleton. Gene Ontology annotation, biological process: microtubule cytoskeleton organization. The transcript has 16 exons.
CUAACAAAAGUAUAUUUAUGGUGGUGGUGAGAAAGUAGACCCAAACGUUUUUCAUGAGGGUACCUGUCAUAUCAGCUGAAAAACGGUACAAAAUAAACAAAUAAAUAUAUAAAUAUAGGUUAUGCUAGCUCCCCUCCCCGCUCUGUCUUUCUAGCAAUGCGUCACUUUCCCCCCGCUUAUUUUUCCUGAGUCACCGCUGUGUGGACCGACGGUCUCCCGUCUCUACGUCCAGGGUUCUGGCUCCUGUCAGGCUCUAUGACCCAAGUGGCUUCCAGACGUGUUGCCAUGACAGCUCUGGUGCCACCUCCUGCACUGCCGCUCACCAACAGACAUCCAUCUCCUUCUCGAUCACCAUCCAGCCCUACAGAGCUGUCGCAGGUGCUGCAGGAUAAGGAACGUCGUGUGCAGCAGCAGCUGGAACGCCGUGCUGAGGAGCGAGGGAGGAAGAUGGAGGAGCAGAAGAGAAAGGAAAAGCAGCGCAGGGGAGCAGCCGAGGAGAAGAGACGGCAGCAGAAAGAGGCUGAAAAGGAGCGACUGGAGGCCCUGGUUCGCCGGAGAGGUGGGGGUGCUGAUAGACGAGGAAGAGGAGGUGGAGCAGGAGAGGCCCAGGAUCACCUGGAUAACAGACCCAAGCGAUGGACAUGGGGAGGACCUCCUGAUGGAGUGGAAGGUAACCCUAAGACCCCGCCCUGCCAUGCCAUUGGCUCUGCUCAGCCCAAUGAGCUUCCUGCUGCUUCCAGUGCCAACCAGUCCCGUAACGUUGACUUCUUGACUCCACCCAUGACGGAUCAGCCAAUCAACAAGCAGCUUUCUAACUCUUCAGCAGCCCUCCACUCACCAGAACGAGUGUCUUUUGUGUCUCAUCGAACAGCUUCCCCCAAUAAUCACAGACCGUACAGGAGUUCCUCCAACCGCAGAAGCAUCACUGGAUUCCCGGAGGAUGCGUCCAGAGCCAGAACACCGACGGGAGAGACACCAAACACACCAGUCCGUAGCGCUUCCUUCAAGGCCAACAGCAAGGGUCCCGCCACACCAAAGCGAGUGAGAUCCAACAGGAGUCGGGCCCAGUCUCCCUGCUCCCCUGGACAGUUCCCCACCUCCCCACUCCGACAGAGAGCCACCACGCCCGGCACCGAUGACCGGGGUCACACCGAGUUUAAAGGCCACAGCACCCUGGAGAGGAAAUCCACCAAACCUGAGACUUCAGAGAAGAAGAUUCCCAAAUCCAGCAGCAGAGAGCUGAACGCAGAGUCUCCAGGCACUCCAACAGGCAGAAGUGUUGGGGGGACGAUGGAUGCUGAGGAGGCGUCCAGGCUGCUGGCAGAGAGACGUCGGCUGGCUCGAAUCCAGAAGGAGCAGGAGGAGAGGCAACGGCAGGAGGAGGAGAGGCUAAGAGCUGAGGAGGAGCAGAGGAGGCAGCAGGAGGCGAGAGAGCGACAGGAGAGAGCAGCACGACAGGCCGAGGAGGAGCGAGUGAGGAGGGAGGAGGACAGGAGGAUCAAGGAGGAGGAGGAGAGACGGCAGAAGGAGCAGAGAUGGAAGGACAUGCAGGACCAGCUGGACAGAGAGAGGGAGGAGGCCUUCCUGCGAGCCCAGAGAGAGGCUGAGAGGAAGAGGCGGGAGAGGGAGAUGCUGCACAUCCAGGAAGAGCAGGAGAGGCUGCAGAGGAGGAAGAGAAUUGAGGAGAUUAUGAAGAGGACGAGGAAGAGUGAAGUGGAGCCUCCAUCAGCUGCCUCAGACCCAAACGCUCUGUUUGCAGCCGGUGAGGUGAGAGCUGAAGCUGCUGUUGCCUCUGAGGACGAUGCUCCGACUCCUGAAACCCCCGUCAUUACGCUGGGUCCUCUGGAGAAUAAGAGCUGUCUGGAUGAGCUUUCUGAUGGAGUCCAGUCCAUGGAUGUCAGCUCUCCAUCUGUCUCCAUCAGUCCUGUGUCCAGGGAUGAGCAGGCUAGCGCUCAGGAGUUUUCACCUGUCACAGAGGGACCAGAUGUCUGUCCCCUGGAGCACCUGAUGGAAGUGGACGCAUCGGGACGAGGACACCGACAGGGUGCAGAAACACCCCCCUACUCAAAACUGCAAGCUGGCAGUGGGGUCGGAGACCUCAACAAGAACCUGCUGAUUCAAGCGUACAGCGUCGCCUCUGAAGCCUCCCAGCUGAUCCCCAGCGUCGGCCCGAGCAAACUGGACGUACAGUAGCCAGAGCUUUUCAUAUGCUGGCAGAUAAAAACUGAAGCUGGGAGACAAAGACCAAGAGACCACCACCUCCAUCUGCAACAAAAACAACAAUCAUCAUCUUCACAAGGGACAACUGCUCAACGCCUGAUCUCUGCAUACACCCGCACAACUGUUAGCUUUUCGUCACGUUUUGAUGCAGUGCAGCUGGGCAGCUGGUGAAAACAUUCUAGCUUGACUGUCAAUCAAAAACCUCCACGUUCAGACCUGUAAAAGUCACCCAGACUCUACACUUUAAUCAUGCUAUGAAACUCUAAGGCAUGAGCUGAAGCUUGAGGUUAAUUAUGAGAUGAAAUCUGCACACAUUAAGCCACUCUUGUACAUAUUUCACACUGAAGACACCUGACACUGAGCUGUAGCUUUUCAUGAGCUUUAUUUUCCUCCACAACUCAUUACAUCUCCUUCACAUCCGUUUUUGAUCAAACCAGUGUUGCCCGUCUGUGCUGCAACAAGGUGUGUCUCAAGCAUCAUCUGCUUUAAUCUCACCCCUGCUUUUAAAAACUUUGUAAAUAGAUCAGCUGGAUGGUGGAAUCUGUAAUCAUUGGGACAAGAAGCAGCUGGGUAGCCAUUAAUAAGGAGGAGAGUGAAGCUGUUAUGUAAAUCCUGUGUAGCAUCUCCAGUGAGGACUAGUUAGCUGAGCUGUUUUAUAGGCUGUGGUUGUAGCUGUGUACCACCUGUCAGUGUUUCUGAUGGUUCCUGUGCGUUUAUCCCACCACUGAUCUUCUCUACUGCUGACAGCCACUCCCACUUGUGUAAAACACAUUUCUUGUCAUCCUGAGGCUGGAGAAACUACAAACAAUUAUAUUGUAAGUCUGCUGUUAACCUGUAACACGUAGCCUAUAGCUUUGGUUUCUCUACUGCUUGUCGCUCCAUUGAAGGACUUGAGGGGACUUGCAGUGAUCCACGGCAGGGUAUGGACGCAGUCAUUUGGGGGAAAAGAGUGAAAAAUGUUAAAUGUCUUGUAUUUUUAUCUGCAGGUCAGGAAUUUAUUGACAGUGUGACGUGUGUUUGUCUGGCACUGACUGUACUGUAACCAUGCAGUUUGUAGUAUGCACUUACAGAAGUUGUGUUUCGCCGCUUUGAUGACGCUUGCACCUUCACUUCAGCUCGUUCCCCUGACUAAAACAUACCUCACUGAUUCAACACAGACUCUUUUGUUAAACAGAGUUCACCACCUCACAGCUCAUCACCUCUGAGGCCUUAAACCUCUGUGCAGUCAAGAUCUUUCCCUCUGUCAGCCUUCUGUGCCCUCUAGCACGAGCACUUUUCACUGCUUAAAGGAACUACAGAAACAAGAUCCACGUAUUCAUAGAUAUCUUGAGGGAAUUUCUUUGCUUUCCAGAUAAGGCAGGUCUGUGAGGGGAACAUCACAAUAUCCAUGUUUACACUUACAAGUUCACGGUGGUUUAAUGGUGUCUUCAAGCCAGCAUACCUUUUCAUCUCAAUGCUUGAAUCUCAGAGCAGAAAAGCUCUUUGCAUUUAGACAGUAGGGCCCUGGAGACACAGCAAGUCACCCAACCUGUAUUAUAUAUAAAUCCUGCAGGUUGGGUAAAUGAAAAUAGCUGCUCCUGACGCCUUACAGUUGACUUACAGAUAUAUCCAUCAAGGAUGUCCUUAGAAUAAUAAGCUCUGCAAAAAUACACUUUAAACUUGUUAAAAACAACAAAUCUCCAUCUGCACCUGAAUCUGGCAAGAAAAGCCGAGGUGUUCCUUACACUGAUUGCAGGCAAUGUUCUGCAACACUGCUCUUUAUGCCAUACCACUGGAAUUCCUUCAUUUGGAUAUAUUUGUUAAGUUUAAUGGUCGUGUACUGGUUCUUCAGUUAUUUAAGCAUCUUCAGAGCCAACAUCUUCAUCAGCCAAGAAGAAACAAGUCCAGUCUCUUUUAUUCAAGCUCCUAGGUUCAUUGCUGUAUUAUUAUUAUUCAAAUUGUGCUGCAGCCAAAAGAUAUGAAGUGGUAAACUGUUAAGUUUCCUUCAUCUUAAGCUGCUGGUAUCCCCGUCUCAGCACACAUGUAAACCCAACCUUUCACUCUCGCUGAUACCAGAGUAGUCUCGUCUGUCCCAAGGGGUUUUUCCUGGGACAAAAGCCUUGGAACGUAGCCCUGAGAGAGGCCCAAACAAGCCCUGCUUACGUUCUGGUGGUGUCAAAUGGAAGCUUUAUUGGCCCUGGCGUGUACUCACUCACCCACUUUAGGCCUGUUAGUGUAAACAUGGCUAUUUCUGUAAAAGCAUGGUUCAACCAGCCUUGGUUUCAGAACACAAACCUUCACAGGCCCCAGACACCUCAGAGUCUCUGUGUUGAGGAUAAUGAUGUAGCCAUGACUUUACAACUACACAUCCAUUAAGAUAAUACAUUCACAUCCACCCAUAAAGCAUUUCUAGCAAUCAUAAGGUAAUAGAUCUUUUAUUUACUCAGCUGCUUGCAGAGUACAAAGAAAGAGGGAGAUGUUGAUGGCCUGUAGUUUAUUCUUGUAAAUUGAACCAGGUGCAACAGAGUGUUUCCUAUAAACUCUGCUUUUGUGUGAAAGGAGCUCUGCUGCUCCACCUCGCUGCCAUGUUGAGGUAAGGAAACAUUUACCAUCACUGCUGAGGUCAAAGCAGUGACAGUAAACAUUGAUUUACAUCAUCCCGACAGCUCCUUUCUCUCCAUGUUUGCUUAUCAUUCUCCAGAUUCUGCUGCAAGUAGAGGUUUCUUCCGGGUCCCUCUGUAUAUGAAGUAAACAUAAAGGACAUAGUGUUUAUCUUAAUAUUACCUAAACUCUGUGACACUGCAGCUUGGUGGAAUAUAUCAUUGUAGAUGUGGUGCAUGGAUACUUGCUGAAAAAGACAAAUAAAAAUCAUUGAACCAUU